Colletotrichum costaricense is the source of this 1653-nucleotide messenger RNA. RefSeq lists its product as uncharacterized. The record is from RefSeq and is a predicted model, not a curated record. Bases 1 to 1653 code for a protein of 550 amino acids. NCBI's taxonomy places the organism in Eukaryota, Fungi, Ascomycota, Sordariomycetes, Glomerellales, Glomerellaceae. The transcript has a single exon.
AUGGACAACUCGCGAAAGACGGCCAAACGACGCGACUUCCUGCUGCAGGAGCUAUCAAACGUCCUUCACCUCAAGUUCCUGAAGUUGCUGGAGUGCGUCAAACGAUGGCUCCAGUGCGGCAAAGCAGAAAAGUACUUCAAGCGUGUCCCAAACACUUACGAUCACUUGGGCAGCGAAGUUGUAGUCGUCAAGGAUCGAGUAAUUGACAGCAAGAAUCGCAAGAUAUACUACGGUAUGCAGCUUUGCAAGCCAGGAUUGACUCAUAGACACGCCGGCUUCUGGCUCAGGAAGCUGGCCCCAUACUACAAGAACAAAGUCCCAGGAGUUGCGACCAUGGUCCCAGAGGGCGUUGAGUUCUCAGAGUUCCACACGAGCAUCAACUUCUCUAACCUCAAUCUGCUCGUGAGCUUCAUCUCUGAUCUGGACAAACAACUGUGCCUCCCGCCCGUGAGCGAUACGAAAGGGCAGCUGUACAUUUCACGCGUCAAGGAGCUGGAGGUCGAGCUCGCCACCGUCAAGAGGAACCUGGACCUCCGCAGGAUCGCGCCCGACAUUGACCGGCUAGCUGAGCCUCUCGUCACUUCCGCGGCAAAGGACAAGGUCGCCAAUGCGAUUGAGGAGAAGCUGGGCACCUCUCUUGCAAACCGCUACUGGAACCUGGUACAGAGCUGUGUCGACAACUUUCCGGAUCUCGGACACUACGAGAACAGCAGAGUCAACUUUGACGUCUGCUUCCCGAAGUCGUGUCAAUGUGAGUCGGAGAAGUCGGCUGAGCCUGCCAAGAAGAAGAAGAGAAAGCCGAAAAAGAAGAAGCCGGAGAAAGUCGUAGAGGAGUCUGAUGUCCUGCCGGAGCUUGAGGAGGGUCACGAUGCCUGGGUCAACGAUCUGAAUACCCCGUGGCUGUCAAAGCCUGAUGGGGAUUCUUCGUGGGAUGAGCUCGCGACUUCCGUGACCGGAUCGCUCUCCUUGAAUGAGCCUGAGCUCGAUCUUCCCGGCGACGAUGUCUCCUUCAACGCUUCGCAGGACCCGGGCGACUAUGAGUCUGUACUUGCUGACGCUGAGCCGCAGGCUUCUGAUCCCUGGGCCAACUACCCCGAGGCCUCAGGCAGGGUUUCUGGUGCUGUAACUACGCCAACCGAGGCUAGCUUCGGCAAAUCUCUUCACGAAGAUGAUCAAGAGCAUGAGGAGCAUAAUGGAGAUGAUGACGAGCAGUAUGAGAACCAGCGUCCUGACGAGGACGAACAGGAGAUCGUGGAAGGCCCCCGCAACCAAGACGCCAGCCUCCUCGACAAACCCGACACAGAAGACGGACCCUCGACUCCUCCCCAAGAAGUCAUCUACGUCAGCUCCCGGACAGCAACCGUCAUGGCAACAAUGUUCGAUAAGUCCGUCCACCAGGGAUCCCUCACCUGGCCCGAGUUCAUAGCCGCCAUGGUUGAAGUAGGCUUCACCGCCGACAAGAAAAAGGGCUCCGCAAUCGCCUUCGUACCCUUGCCGCGGGAAGACGGCACUUCGAGAUGGAAGCAGUCGAUUCAGUUCCACAUCACGCACGGCAGCGCGUCGUCGAGGGUCGAGGGGUACCGGUCGCGUAAGAUGGCCCAUCGGUUGACGAAGGCUUUUGGAUGGAAUGCGAAGACGUUCCAGAUUGCUUGA